Molecule: messenger RNA, 4950 nt
Organism: Pocillopora meandrina
Lineage: Eukaryota; Metazoa; Cnidaria; Anthozoa; Scleractinia; Pocilloporidae
Source: the annotation of a GenBank genome assembly
AAUGGUACAUACAAACCCUCACCACGUUUUAAUGGAACAAAAACGACACAAAAUAGAAAGGCGGCUUCCUUGCGGUCGAACUCAGAGGGUAUAAUUGAAAGAAGAUCAAGUAUUGUGGGUUUUUGGAAUGCUGGACAUUUUUAUCUCCUAUUCGUUGUAUUUUUCUCAGUCGGUUUGCAGUGCGUGUUCCCUAUUGAGUCAAAAUGAGAUCAAAGCUUUCGGCGGCAGUUAAGUCUGACAUGCUGUUAUUUUCUAUGUGAGUAUGAAGCGGCGAUCCAUUGGAACUGUAUGAGUAAUUCUCUAUAUACUUGGAUGCUUUCAUAUCCAAGGCAAAAAAAACCAUCGCAAAGUAGAUUCUAGGUAUUUAUUCGCCUCCGCAAAACCAGUUUAAACGUUCCCUUUGUUUAGGAUUUGUUGGAUCACCUUCAUUCUGGGACGAGGUCAGGAGGUAUGAGAAUUAAGUUGAUUUUGAUGCUGUCUUUAUUUCGGUGGAUACUACUGAAAAGUUUAUUGUUAAUUAUCGUGUCUAUAAUGCUAACCACAGGCCAACAUCUUCAAAGAUCAUGUUAGGGCGGAGAGGAGAAGAAGCGAUACAAGAAGCCUGCCAUUUCACCGGGAAACACAACUGUAUUCAAGGGCAAGCAGAAGCCACCUUCGCAUUAAUGGUAAACACAUCGACGCAAUGGGAAGAGAUGGCGAUAAAUACGGUUGGUAAAGCCUCUGUAUCCUUCGAGUUAUGAACGGCAGAGUCAAUAUUUCUAGGAAAUAAGCUGACAAUAAGCGAGUCCUGCAACAUUCACUGAAUUUAACAACUUAAGGUCUUUGUUCACGCUACGCGCCAACACGCUGUAUCUGAAGCAGGUAUUUUGCUGUUAAAGUUGUUGCCGUCUUGUCUUAAUCGACUUAUAUUAUUGUAAUAACAUUCGAGGAAAAUUUGAAGGGUUAAGACUGUAAUAAAGCUUUUGUUUCUUUUAACUUGUUGCCAAUGAAUGGCGCCACACGAGUUAAGGAGAUUACAUCGACCAUUAAACUGACUUAAGUAUCAUGGCAGCGUAUAAUAUCUUGCUUUUCACACAUUUUUACAAGAGGCAAUUAAUCGGAUCGUAACUGAGCUAUACCAUUUGAGUUUCAAACAACUUAUCUCUGAAAUCUACUUUCAUUUUGUGUGUCAUCUUUUGAUUUUUUCUUAUUCAGUCGUAGGGCUUUGUAGUCUAAGAUACAGGGUCAUUUUAAAACGAAAUGCUCUUAAAUUUUCUGUGAGUUUAUUCCUUCAGUUACGUUUGGUGUUAAAAAUACCUUACUCAACCGAUUCGCAAGCGCCUAACUGGGAUUGAUAUGGGUUAUAUUUUAGCAGAGUAAUGUUAAAAGUUACUGCUAGCAUUAAUAUUGUAGCAGAAAGUAUACACGCGGAGUUUACAGUUUACUUUAUGCCUUGAUAGAACAGGAUGCAUAACCGGUGAUCGUGAACAGUGCACACUGUCAACUGCGAGCCUUAUUAGCGGCAAAACGACUAAUCCUAACAGAAACAUUAAAGUCAUCGCAUAAGCUAGGAAUUUAAUCUAUUUAUGUCCAGUCAGCGAUUGUUUGUGCUUUAGCGGCGCCAGGCUUUACUGUUGAUAGUUUUAUGAGAUCCCAAUCAAGCCUUUUAGUGCAAGAUUGUCGACCUUGGGGGUCUCGCAAUCAAUAAAAUUUACUUGGUCUUCUUUUUCUGAAUACAGUUGAGAUGGGUCCUCUUGCCGAAAAAGGUGCUUGCCGUAGCUAUAUUAAAGUGAAUUGAAUUGACUCAAGCAGGAAAAAGCUAGCAGCUUUGGACCGUGAAUAGACACGGAUUCACUCAGUACAAACUGUGUAGAGUGUAAAUGAUUAUAACGUUAAGUCAGCGUGAGAGAUUACGAAGAGUUUUAUCCCAGGUUGAUAAAUUGUUACACGCAUCAUAAAUUAAACUUUGCUUAGACACAAUAUAAAAGUUUCCGAAAGAAUUUUCUGAAUUUAUCUUGUGUAAACAAACAAAACGAGCUGUUUGACGAAUUGGAACCUGCCGCUAACCGGUCUCUGCUCUCUUUUCCUUGACAGCCAAGCUGGUCAUCGAGUCAGACAAUUUUGGACGGGUGCGGAUUCGUGGAGCGCUGACAAAUUACUACUUAUGCGUCAAACGGAACGCUUCGCUGAUCGGAAGAAAGGUAAGGUAGCUCUUAUUGCUUAUGGUCAUUUCAUUAUUUUAUGCGCCAAAUGUUUACAGAAUACUGUGUAUUCUUUGUUAAUAGGUAGGAUUAAAAGUAUGGGAGUAGAGCAAAUUUGCAUUGAAAACGUUCACAGAAAGGAAAUUCCUAAGAAUGGCGUAUACCAAAAUUAUUAUUCUGGUAUUCCAAGCGUGUUUUCUUUAAACCAAGUCAAGUUUGAUUAAAAAAUCGUUUCCAUCCAUUCCCAGCAACGUUAACGAAUUAACUAGCGUCAAUAUGUCCGCAUGUUUGGACUUGAAUGACACUUUGUCAAUAUAACCCACGCUUGGGAAAAUUCCCUGUAUAAAGGACAAAGGAGAGUCAAAGGGAUUUCUUGAACACGUCAAAACGUGUAUGGCCAGCUGAACUACCAAAUUAUCUUCUUUACAAAUUUUUACUUUCACGGUUUUCAUGCAAAACGAUUUUUUUUGUUUUUUUGUUUUUGUCUUCCAAAAACACUAUAACUAAACGUUUUUUUUACAGUCAAUCUGUCGCCAUCCCAGCCUUUUCAGACUACUUAUUUGAAAGAAAAUGAGCUAAAUUUCGCGUAGUCUGAGGAGAUCAGAAAAUGGAUAAAUGUUUUUUGUUGAGUAGCUUUGACACGGAGACGCCCAGAGGAUUACAUCCUUAUCAAUAUCAAUUUCCCCGAAAAAUUUCUAAUCUCACUAAACCAAUAAAAUAGAUGAAAGUCUUUAAACUCAGAAAACCAAUUAACUUACUUAAUUGACUUUUCCCGUGAAAGAGACUCCAAAAAAGGUAGAAUUUAUUCCUUUGCUAUAGCUGGGGCGUGCUUUAUACAGAAUUCUUUCUACUUCAAACCACUGUUUUUUUAACGUAUUGUUGAUUGGCAUGACUGUCGUACUUUUCUUCAGGCCCUAAUUAAUCUUAACGAUUAAAAAAACGAAGGCGAGCUCGACACAUCUUGGCUUCGGACCAAGGUUCAGGUUCCAAACUCCUCAGCGACAGAUAGACGAUCAUUCGAGUCUUUUUCACGUGGUUACACGACUGGUCAUUUGUGAUUCAAGGAUGAACUCGGAAUCGAAAGUUGAUCCCUUCUUAUCACAAAAGCUCCAUUUAAAUAAACCUGUGCUAAGCAGAUCACUUCCUCUCUCUUCCCCAUCCCCCCACUUACCCUCCCGUCAGGUCUCGACGUGGCCCACCUUGAGAGUCGGCGUUGAAUUACGUGUAAUCCAGUGAGACAGAGUAACCAACGAGAUACCAUUUCUUGCAGGCCACAAAGUCCAAAAGGUGCGUGUUUUACGAGAAGUACGCCGAAAACCAUUACACAGAAUUUCUUUCAGCUUACAACGAGAGUUGGACAAUAGCAGUGUCCAAGAAGGGCAAAAUGAGGCCUGGGCACAAAGCACGAAGAGGCCAAAGAAACGCUCAGUUCAUUGAACGAGCUUCUAAGAUCAUUAUUCAAACAAAAAAUGUCCGCGAGGCGCUCUAUCAUGGGCUCCGUGACCAUAUCGAGCAGCUCCUACGUGCCUACAGAGCAAGGGAAGGAGGCGAGAACAAGGAGAAGCCGAGAAAAAUGCCACACCCUGGGUACAGUUCAGGGUCGUGGAAACGGAAAGCAAAGAUUAAGAGGAGAGAGCAAAAAAUGAAAUUGCGAUCUGAGAAGAGACUGUUGAAGUUACUUCGUAAAGAACAACGGAGAGAAAGGAGAAAAGAGAAAUUUUAAGUAUCACCAUUUGGUGAACUUGCUCCUCUUAAAUGUAGCUGAUACUUGAAUUUAUCUCUUGCAGAUAUCCCCUAGUCAUUAGUUAGGACCCACUUCGUUCACUUUUCAGGUUUUCUUGAAUUUAUUUUUUCAACACGCAGUCUGCAAGCGAAUUGCGCUCCAACGUUAGACUGAAGUAUUCCUUCGUUCGCCUACGGUAUUUAUUCGAUUAAACGCCGCCCUCGAAUAAAGGCCGCAUUUUAGGGCAGAAAUAUUGAUAAACGCCGCCCUCGAACAAACGCCGCAACAUGGUGCGGUGUUUAUUCGAAUAAUAGACUCAAAAAGCACACAGCAAUCAUUGCUUCGAUCGCAGUUGGAAAAAUUGAACCAGUGAGUGAACCAGACACAAUUUUUAUUAAUGUACCAGUUCUGAUGUCGUGAUAGCAUAUCCGACAUUGGAUGUUUAUUCACUUUACGUAUUGCAGCAGUCUUAACAUGCCGAUCGUGAGAUGACUCUUUAGACAAGCACCAAAAAAUGUUUCUGUUUUUUAAAUUAAAUGGUUAGUUAUCAUACAGUUGUUUGAAAGAAAUAAAUUGGAUUCUAAAUAAACGCCGCCCUCGUAUAAGCGCGCCCUCAAGUCGCGAAAAAUUUAAUAAACGCCGUGGCGUUUAAUUGAAUAAAUACAGUAAGCUUUUAUUCAGCAACUCAUUUUUUGUAGCUGAAGAUCCUCGGCUUGAAUCAUUCGAAAAUAUCAAAUCUGCGAGUCGUAAAUUAAGGAAAAUGUUAGUGGUGUCACGUGUUAUUAAGUCUUAAACAGGUUUAUCAUCAAACUAGAGACAAAUUUCGAUGUGCGCUCAAGGUCAGUCACGCGAGACGCAAGAAAAAUAGAGACGUGGUUAGUUUGACAUCUUUUUUCUUUACAAAAAGUAAAAAAAAAGCUACCAGUUUUAAUUAUUUAUGGUUAGAAGGACCCCUCGUUAUUUCCAAGUUUGAAUAGCGGGCAGAAAUUGCUUCGACGGCAGCACUACCGCUGAAAAUAAAUACUUUUGUUGACACUUCAUCGUAAC